UCGAAACAUGGUGGGUCUAAUCUACUGUUUUCUUGUCGUGGUUCUCGCUGGAGCUCAGGCUUUCCAGCUGGACACCAGAGACCUUCAACUGCAGCAGAUAAUGCAAAUGUUUUCCGACGAGAUGAAGGCGUUGAAGAUGGAGGUGGAGGACAUGAGGAAGACCAUGGCGAGAGCGGAUGGUGGUCUUGCAGGAAAUGAUGUUGAUGACGCACCGAGGAACAAACGGCAGAUUUCUUGUGAAGAUGGUCACGUUGGUUUGAGUGAGCAGACUCUGGCGUCCGCCUGUACCCUGGGCCUGCAAUGCUCGCCCGGUCGAGACGGUCGGGACGGCGCGCCGGGCCGGGACGGGGCUGCGGGAAGAGACGGGCAGCCGGGACCACAGGGGCCGAUAGGGCCGAUGGGCGACAUCGGGCCGGAAGGACCUCCGGGAGAGAAGGGUGAGACAGGAGCGGAUGGGGAUGGAGGAGGUUCCGUGUACAUCCGCUGGGGAAGGACCACCUGUCCGAAUGACACCGACACGUCGCUCAUUUACGACGGAAUUGCUGGUGGGACUCUCUACAGCCACAGCGGAGGAGGCGCCAACUACGUCUGCCUACCGAAGGAUCCUGAGUGGGGAGUCUUCACGGAUGGAAACCAGGGUACCGCGUACAUGUAUGGGGCGGAGUAUGAACUCAGCCUUGGAAACAACCCAUUCCAAGGCGCCUCCCUCCAUAACCACGACGUCCCCUGCGCUGUCUGCCACGUGGCGUCUCGCGGCUCCAAGCUGAUGAUCCCCGCCCGUCUCAGCUGUCCUAGCGGCUGGACCCGGGAGUACAAGGGGUAUCUCAUGACCGAUCGCUACAACAAUUACCGCACCGAGUUCGUCUGCAUGGACGGGGAGCCCGAAGCGAGGCCCGGCGGACAGGAGAACAAAAACGGAGCGCUGUUCUUCCCGGUAGAAGCCAGCUGCGGGUCCCUGCCGUGUCCCAACUACGUUCAGGGCCGUGAGCUGACCUGUGUGGUCUGCACCAAGUGACGGCCUCAUCGUCAACAUCUACACAGCUAGAAGAUGGGCAAAGUAGGCAUUAAGGCUAAGCCAAGUAGCAAAGCCGAAAUGAAUGCGUAAUAAAAUUGUUAAAGUGA
Messenger RNA from Branchiostoma floridae (Florida lancelet), 1122 nucleotides. RefSeq names its product short-chain collagen C4-like. NCBI's taxonomy places the organism in Eukaryota, Metazoa, Chordata, Leptocardii, Amphioxiformes, Branchiostomatidae. Bases 8 to 1015 code for a protein of 335 amino acids. The record is from RefSeq and is a predicted model, not a curated record. The transcript has 6 exons.